This is a messenger RNA of Sparassis crispa, 3399 nucleotides long. Its product is annotated as WD40 repeat-like protein. Bases 1 to 3399 code for a protein of 1132 amino acids. Lineage: Eukaryota; Fungi; Basidiomycota; Agaricomycetes; Polyporales; Sparassidaceae. Gene Ontology annotation, biological process: positive regulation of TORC1 signaling. The transcript has 9 exons. Gene Ontology annotation, cellular component: cytoplasm. Gene Ontology annotation, molecular function: protein binding. The record is from RefSeq and is a predicted model, not a curated record.
AUGGUGGCACAAACGGAGAAGCGUCUCUUAUGGCAUCCGGGACGCGAAAACAAGUUUGUAGUUGGCGGUGGAACCCAGCUUACUUUGUACGAGUGGGUUCCAGAGUCUUCGGAAAUCAAGCAGGUCACUUCGCAGCUCGACUUGACACUCAUGAAGUGCUUCGCAUGGUCUCCAGAUAAAACAUUCGAUGACCUUGUCGCAGUCGGACUGAGUAACGGACGUGUAGAUCUCAUGCGACUGGAGGCGACCAAGUAUGCGCGAGAUCACGUCUUGUCGAGCGGUCCUUGUGUAUCUCUUCCAGCACGCAAUUCUCGCUCGUGCAAUGCCCUCGCAUUCUCCCCUGUUGAUGCAAAUUAUCUUGCGGUUGGGCUAGACAAAGUGCGCAAUGACUCCAGUCUCGUCAUCUGGGACAUUCAUACCGCCACACCGUCACUGUCCCUCGGACCUACUGUUCCCUCUGCUACAACGCUGAAUGCCCCGCUUCCUACCGUCCGAUCACAUUCGCAUAUCCCUCGUGGAGACGUCGGCCCUCGUGCUGACUCACGAAUUUUGCAACAGCACGCUCCCGCAGACACCGUCUCCUCCGUCGCCUUUCUUCCACAUUCACCCACGUUAUUACUGGCAGGAAUCUCACACAGAUGGCUACGUCUAUUUGAUUUGCGCGACCCACUUGCAGCUCCGACGACGGUCGCAAGUAAGGUGCAUGGGAUAGCGACCGAUCCGCUCGAGCCUCACCGUAUCGGCUGCUUCGGCGAGGGCGUCGCGACCAUCUGGGACACACGCCACCUCACACAGCCACUGUUAACAUUCACAGAAAAGGACGCAUCUGCUGACGGUGCGAGAGCGCGCCCGAGCUCUGUCUUUGUUACUAUGGAAUUUUCGAGCACCCGUAGGGGCGUCCUCGCGACGCUGGAACGUGACGCACACCACGUUCGUUUCUGGGAUCUUCAGCAGGCAGCAACUGUGGAGUUGCACACGUCACCGAGCGAACGCUCCCGAGAUUCGUCACAAUCAGGUAAGGUAACGCGCUCGUGGACGAAUCCGUCAAGCAUGCUUCCGUGGACCGGGUCCAGUUUGAGCUCUAGCCAUACCUCGCAAGCUCGUCCGACCAGCGAACAUCAAGCCGAGCCAUAUUAUCUUAUGCUGUCAGACACACGACGGACUAAGGCGUUUUCUAAGCCACUCUCGUCUUUCGCUCUUGUUCCCAGCACAGAGACCCAUCCGCUAACGUCGAACAUACUGGUCGUGAACAAGGAGGGUGAUCUAGAGCUAUACGCGGUGCACGAUACUCCGAAACACACCCCAUGGAGUGUGCGGGGCGACCUCGCCAUCGGCAUCGGAUGUUCAUAUCGAAUUCUUCCUGGCUUCCACGAGCUUGGACCUCCUCCGGAGCCGUGGGACAUCCUGAUGCAGCCUUCCAUUCCCGGCUCCAAAGCCCAAUCGGUAGACAGGAAUGUUCGCGAUGAAUCCUCUGUACGCGGACGUGGGGGCCAUGGUACACCUGCCCCCACAUUUGGGAGAGGCGACGAGGAUGGAUUCCCGGCUCUCCCUGCGAGAACCCCAACAAAUCUGGCGGCAACGCGCCCUGGGAGGAGCCGGACGUAUAGUCCUGCCGCGCUUCGAAACUUGCACUUUGAGCAUUCGGCGGUGCCAAAGACCGACGUGCAUCCACCCGCUCUACUGUCUGUGCCCAAAGGCGAAUACGCUCUUCCUCUGAAUGGUGGGAGUCAUAAAGAGAGGCGUACUUCGUCGCGGCAUACAAAAGACUUGUCUCCUGGGAAGUCCUCCACAGGGAUAACGAUACAGCACGUUGUCGAAGAGGAUGUUUCUAUGACCAUGCGUCGUAGAGUAAUCCAAGGAUAUGGAUUAGUCAAUCCUUUGCACAACUCUAUUGUUGCCAGAGAUACCUCAGACGAGCCCAUACUUGCAGAACUCUGGCUUUGGAUACAUCAUGCACAACGGCUGCUAUCCGACCCAACGCCGCGCCUUGAAGGGUACAACUUCGCGUACCAAGGACUGUCGGGCAUCUGGGAGGGCCUCCGCUCUUCUCAAAGCUCGUCUUCUGCACACCCGACCCCCCGCAUGCCCCAGAGAAGCAUGCCUCUGGAUUCGCCUACGCUGGCGAUGUCGACACUCGCAUCUGAAUCGCACGUCACGCGAACGACUUCGCGACGUGCCACGCGUCGGCGCAGCCACCCACCCGCACCCGCUAUCCCGGAAGAUUUCCUUGCUGCUAUAAAGACGCUCAAUGAGAGAUGCGCGACAGACCGGUCGUCCUGGCAGCCUUCGGCGACCACGAGCAAAUUGAGCCAGAGGCAAUUCGCAUUGCAGCUAUGUGGGUGGAGUCUCUGCCAGGAUGAUCUGGCUCAUGCAAUCAGAAGGUGGGAAAAGGAGAACAGGCAUUCGCAAGCGGCGUGUUGGCUGGUAUUUACUGAUCAGCACAAGAGCGCGGUCGAUCUUCUAAUGCGGAGCAAGGACGAGUCCCACCACAUGAUGUCAGGGAUGCUCGCUGCGCUGGCGCCAUCCGCCUCAAAUUUCCCAUCCAGAAAUCACGAACUGAUCGCACACUGCGAGAAGCUCAUCGUCCGUCUCCAGGACCCGUACCUGCGCGCGAUGCUAACAUACCUGACACUGCGAGACUGGAGCGAAGUGCUACUGGAAGAAGCACUGCCGCUGCGCGAGCGGCUCGCCAUCGCCUUCCAGUUCCUGGACGACCGGGAGCUCUCGGCGUACCUCCGCCGCGUCGCGGACCGCUGCUGCCACGACGGCGACAUCGAGGGCCUCGUAGUCACCGGCCUGACCGCAGUGGGGAUGGACAUCCUCCAGACCUACCUCGACAUCACCGGCGACAUCCAGACCGUCGCGGUCCUGUCUGCCCUCUCCCCUGCCCGUGCCCAAGACGCGCGCGCACGGCGGUGGCUCGACGCCUACCGCGACCUGCUGGACGGCUGGCGGCUCUUUCACCACCGGUGCCAGCUCGACAUCGACCGCGGACGCAUCCUGCAGGAGGCGAUCGCGCACGCAGACAUCGCGCCGUUCGAGUGGGCCCCGCGCCAGAUCGUGCUCCGCUGCAACUACUGCGGCGCGCCGAUGGACCCGCCGUUCGACGCGACGCACCACCCGCGGGCGACGGCGUGCCCGCAUUGCAGCCGGCCCCUGCCGCGCUGCUCGAUUUGCCUCAUGACGCUCAGCAUCGUGCAGGACACCGCGCGGAACGCCGCACUGGCGCGCUCGGAGGCGCGAGAUACGAUCGACGACGCGCUCGUGUUCUGUCAGACGUGCCGCCACGGCGGGCACGCGUCGCACAUCCUGCAGUGGUUCUAUGGCGAGGACCGCGCGCGCACGCACGGGACGUGUCCCGUCGCCGGCUGCGACUGUCGGUGUGCGGAGGAGUUCUAG